This is a messenger RNA of Fusarium odoratissimum NRRL 54006, 2031 nucleotides long. RefSeq lists its product as uncharacterized. NCBI's taxonomy places the organism in Eukaryota, Fungi, Ascomycota, Sordariomycetes, Hypocreales, Nectriaceae. The transcript has a single exon. The coding region runs from base 964 to 1278 and encodes 104 amino acids. The record is from RefSeq and is a predicted model, not a curated record.
AAUGAGGGCCAUGAGGAGCACUCGGGUCUUAUUAUUUUUAGAUCGCAUGACUCCUUAUUCAUGGUGUUCUUAAAUGGCCAAAUCCGUGUUUCUUGCAACCCUCUAUCAAGCUCUCCCCACGCCCAUCCGCUCUUUCUAUGCAGCUGUGCCAUUCACAUUGCUACUCUACGGCAUCAAGUUUCCUACAUGGGUUCAAAUCUCUACAUUGUAGACAGAUGCUGUUACGGUGGAGGGUCUCGCGACACAUGCUAUUGUUCCUUUCAUUGAAACUUUCUGUUCUAUUAAACGAGACGAUCUCGCAAUUCUGCUCCGAUCUUCGAUCAUGACAGAGAGCAUCUCGAUGAGUCCAUUACGGCGAAACCGAGGGCAUACUAGGCCGAGCUUACUGGCUUGGGUUCGCCAGGCUCCCGAACGACGUUAUAUCAUGCCAAGAUAACACAACUGCGAGGCCUAUCAAGGGUUGAAAUAUGCUGAUCUCGUCUUUAUUGCAUAACCCAGACCCCGUCUGCCUUUUCAAUCGUGACUGAUCGGCUGCUAUCUCUUUGAUGCCGAUUAUAAUGCAACCCCACAGGCCCUGAUAGCUGAGACCGUUUCUGUGCCCAAUAUGGAUCCUUACUGCUGAGGAUGAGGCACACUAUACGCACCUUCAGACCAGGCAGAUGUCUAUCAUGUCAAGCGUAUGUACUACACGCUACACUACACCCGCAUAAGAUGGGACAGGGUUCUUUUUUAGCCGGCGGCCCAUCGAAAUAGGACGCAUCUGAGCUCUCUAGCAACAUGUAAGACGGUUGACGAUUACCGCUUCAGCUCGCUGCAAGUCACUAUCACGAAUCACGGGCUUGUGCCCGACACCACACCAAGCCAUUUCAAACCACACCAGCCAACGCAUGUGCUGCGUUGCCCUGCGCUGCGAUCUCUUCCUUCAGCCCUGAUCCCAGCCACCAGGUUCCUUUCCUGAAAAACAUGCAGCAAUUUUCUGCGUCUUCGAUGCGAUGCGAUGCGAUGCGAUGUGCGGCUGCAUUCAUGCCGCCCUCUGCAUCGACCUACCUGCUUCUGUGUCUCUUUUCUCUUGACCGUUCCGGAAUACAUUGCCUUAUCGGUAUCGCGCACCAUCUGGCCUUGGUCUUGGGCGUUGUCGUUGUGGUUCCUUUUUAUCUGCUGUGCCUCAUGCUUCCCCAGCUCUCCACCCAAUGUCUUGCAUAUCCUCCCCUCCAGUGUUCGCUGACCGGCUGCCCCUUCAUCGCCGCGUCAUCAGUUCUCCUUCCUCUGCCAUAUUGACCGGUUGUUGAUAAUAUUGAAUAUUGUACACCGCCGUUUGUUGUACUCAUUCACCGAAGAAAAGACUGGUUGGGGCUUGCAUUAGCCGCAGGUGCGCGUUUCUGUGUUGGCGCCCUUGCGGGCCGCUCGGCGUGAGGUUUUGAUACAAGUGUCUCCAUCUUUCUUGAUGGGCGAUGUCGCCAUGGAUGUUGAUAGAACUGGGUCCUUCGCACCAGUACAGUACAGACAGUACAACUUUUAUGCAGGCAUCAACAUAAGAACGCAGCCAAUCUGAGCUGCUGUUUUUGAACCGAUACGAGCUAUCGAUUUAGGAACAGGUCGGUUGCGCGUCAGGUAAUUCAAGAGUUGGCUGGCAAGCCGAUCAAACCUCUCAUAGCUACAGUGCACAUCAUUCAUCGCCUUGGUAUGCAAGACAGUGUGCAGUAGGCAAGUAUCUCAUGGGGUUUCAAAAGGACCAUUCUACGGAAGCUGCACCGACCCAAUCAUGAUCCAGGUUUGCUUCUGUCAGAUAAACUUUAUGAAACACCAGGCACGGGAAAUAGUUACUUGAACUCCGUCGCCCAAUCAUUGUUGGCCUGCAAGUCCCGAAACAAUAUAGUUGCAUAGACAAGUCGCCCUAACGAUCUGAAAUGGUCGCUAUCUCGGUCCACUUCAGAAGUUCCUCAACUCGGAAUUGCUAUUAAUGGUAAUGACCAACGUGUCGACAAACAGUAUGUGGUAUCUAAUGCGUUAUAACAAAGAUGAAACGUAGCA